AUGGCUUCCGUCCCUCCGCAGAGGCCCAUCUCUCUCGCGCAGUCUCUCCAUGAGGACCACGAUAUCCUCGAUGGCCCCCUCACGUUCGAAGAGGCAAUCGCAAACACGGAGGGCAUGAAGGUAAUCUUUCUCGACAGGGCCAUGGUUGUUCACAAGCCUGUGGGUUCUGUUCAAAUUGGGGAUUUACCUGCAAAAGACGAAAUUCAAGAUUCAGUGAAGAAGCGGGUGCAGUUCUUGGAUGUCGUACUUGACUACGAAGGGGACCUCGAUCUCAAGGAAAUUGAAACCAUGUUUCUUCAGCAAAGGUACCAGGACCUCCCAGCUCCUAUCAAAAUGAAGGGAAACAACGUCUUGCCGUACAGCAUGCAACUGUUUAUCCUGAAGACCGGCGACAGGAAGUGGAACAUCGUCAAGCAUGUGCGGUUUGCCGAAGGCACCAAGGUCAUAUCGUCUGCUAUCAUGUCCAUGUGCACGGGAAGACCUCUGGAAAUUGACUACCAAAAAAACUUUCGUGAGGGUAGCCGAGCUCUUCAGUACAUGCUGGAGGGUCUGGGCGGAUUCCAAGUUCGCUAUUGCAAGCUGGUUCCCAUGAAUGCAAGCAACAAGCCAUCAAGGGAAACAGAUGACAUCAGAGCAGGCUUUCAAUUCAUCAAGGCCAACGGCCCCACAGAGAACGACGACGGCCAGUUCACUUCCUGGACGGAGGAGCAAGUGAACGAUCCAAACAGCCCCUUGCACAAGUGGGACAGAGGAGUCAUCAAGGAAUUCUUGAGGUGUCAGGCGGACAAAGGGGCACAGGCUGGGACCAUCAGGGACUGGCCACUCACACUCGUCGACUUCACACCUUGGGCAAUCAACACCGUGUUUGCCCCCAUCUUGCCCUAUCUCACGGGCCAUUCGGUGAUCUGGAUCGGCAAGUCUGAAGUUGGGAAAAGUCCGGCGUCUUACACUCUGUCGCACCUCAUGUCUGCAUUCUGGCUUCUUCAGGAAGAUCGUACACAAGAAGUUCCAGGCUUCCAGACAGCCAGUCACCUCGACUACUUUCGGAAGGAACGCGGUCGUCGCACCAAACCCCGUGUUUACGAUGACGGCAACCUUUAUCGUGAACAAGCCGCAUCUGUGAAGGCUGUCACGGAAGUGUCAGGCCUGGACAGAAAGACCAUGGCCCGAUGGAAUGCAUCGUCGUAUGAAAAAGGUCAGCUUUGCCAACUGUGCUCAAACCCCUAUGACAGGACAGUUGAGAAACCCAUGUCCCCUGGACGAGAAUCCGACUCAGUGACGUUCGAAAACUUCUACAAACUCAUCCGUCCGUCCUUUCACCGUGAGUUUGACGAGGAAGACUUGCUCGCCGUCUUGAAGAGAUCAUGCGUUGUCGUCUUCACUGACGUGGGCAUAUAUGUCCGUACACCAGGGACAACCCGAGACGCCAUCCCACGAACAGCUUGGCCUAGCGAAGACUUCGGCCUAGUCUCUCCAUGCUCCCGGUCCACAUUUACAGCCUACAAACGCGGCUUUGCUCUUCCACCCAGACCUACUCAUCAGGAGAACUUGCAGUGGUCCCUGAAUCUCCUACAGGCAGCACUUGACGGUGAGGACGUUCCUCGCUGCUGCACUGUCUUGGGUCGAAAACUAAAUGGAGCGAAGUAUGUCGAGGAGGUGCGCCCAACACUCGCAGGCAUCUCCGCCUCCACAACCUAUUUCCCUGAGCAAGAGAAUGAGCAAGUCCAGGCAGAGCCGCCAACCAAGCGUUUCAGGUCUGUCAAGUCUUCAAGUGCUCUCCUACAGAAUGCGGCUGCGACACGUGAAGAAUUAAAAGAGAACACCGAGACGGAAGGUACGAAGGAGGAGGCUGCAGUUCCACCCACCCCAGUUGCGGUCAAGAAGGAGUGUGUCGAUGUCGAAGCAAAGUUCAAGAGUUUCAAACAAGCGCUCGGCAAACGCGUUCUCCGCAUCGACAUCUCCGACCCUACCCCGCCGCCAUCUCCAACAGCUGCAAAGGCAUCGUCUGUUGGAUCAUCUGCAAACUCGUCAGUGCCAAGAUCCGCGAAAUUAUCCCCUUCUCACAAGAAGACACCGCCUCCAUCUCCAAAGGCGCCUUCUCUCGCAGCAUCUGCCAACUCGCCAAGGCCCAAAUCAACAUCUGCGAUCCCUUCGCCCAAGAUGCCAUCGUCGUGCUCAUCUCCAAAGGCAAACUCGCCAAGGGCAGAGUCUGGUGACGCUAUGGAUGUGGCUUCAGACAUCCCGGAUCCCAUGGAUGACUUGUCCCAGGAGCUUGCCGGUUUCAUGGAUGAUGCCGAGUGA
This is a messenger RNA of Symbiodinium natans, 2301 nucleotides long. The record is from the annotation of a GenBank genome assembly. NCBI's taxonomy places the organism in Eukaryota, Dinophyceae, Suessiales, Symbiodiniaceae.